This is a messenger RNA of Mycetomoellerius zeteki, 1068 nucleotides long. Its product is annotated as JNK1/MAPK8-associated membrane protein. Lineage: Eukaryota; Metazoa; Arthropoda; Insecta; Hymenoptera; Formicidae. The transcript is spliced from 4 exons. Gene Ontology annotation, biological process: ERAD pathway; response to unfolded protein. Gene Ontology annotation, cellular component: membrane. The record is from RefSeq and is a predicted model, not a curated record. Bases 43 to 951 code for a protein of 302 amino acids. Gene Ontology annotation, molecular function: ubiquitin protein ligase binding.
GUAACUAGUGUAAACGUAUGCUGUCUCGAGGAAAGCGAUAUCAUGAACGUCCUUACGCGGUGUCCCGGAUUAUACUGCGGCAGGGAAUUGCUGCAGGAUGGAAAUUGGAGCAUUUGUGGAGCUUGCCCGCGCGGCUUCCGCGCUAACGCUUCAUCGGCAUGCGAGCCCUGUGAGGAUGCGCCAAUGUUCUAUGAUUGGCUGUACCUAGGCUUCAUGGUCUUGUUAGCUUUGGUGCUGCACUGGUUCUGCAUUGACAUGGUCGCCAUGCGUCGUAAUAUACCCAAAGAAGUGAUCGCCCUUCAUCUUUCUGCAUUAUUUGAAGUAGUCCUGGCGUCCCUCAUAGUCCUUCAGUUAACAGAUCCCAUUGGAUCGUUCAGCAUUAAGUCAUGCAAGGCAAAAAAAUUAUCAGACUGGUAUACACUACUGCAUAAUCCGAAUCCUAAUUAUGAAGCGACUUUACACUGCACGCAAGAGGCAAUUUAUCCAUUGUACACUAUGGUUUUUGUCUUUUAUGCUUUAGGAAUAGUUCUCAUGCUGUUAAUAAGGCCACUAAUAGCUAAGAAAUUUUUACCGAAACAGGGAAAGUUCUCUAUUUAUGCAGCGCUGUAUUUUUAUCCAAUCCUUGCACUGCUUCAUGCCGUGGGAGGAGGUCUAAUAUAUUACUCCUUUCCUUAUAUUCUCAUUGUCCUGUCGGUACUUUCAAAUGCAGCGCAUUUCGCAUUUAAACUGAAUCAAACGGUAAAGUCAUUGUUGUUGAGUUCCAUCUCGGAUAUAAAGAAUGUGAUCGUCAUUUUGGGCCAUUGGUUGCUGCAUGGAUAUGGUGUAAUAGCGGUUGCGACUCUUCGGGAAGUCACUAUUCAUCCCACGAUGUUGCUCCUAGUUGUAUUACCUGCUCUAUUUUAUAUUAUAACAGCGAAAUUCACUGAUCCACACAAAUUGCAUAUUGAAUAAGUUUCCCAAGUAGAUCAUACGUAUAGUGUUUAUACAUACUAUCUCCCGCAUGUUUAAGAUUAACAUGAUUAGGCUGUGUAUUUAUUGUGAUAAAAGCGAGAUUUUGCGGACAUACGC